AUGUCUUUCGGAAAGCUCUACAGCUACUCGGGCAACCCACGCACGACCUCUCUCCUGGCCGUCGCGAAGGAGAAUGGCCUCGACAUUGAGUUUGUCGACACCGAGCCUGCAAAGGGUGUCUCUACCGACUACCUGAAGAUCAACAAGCUCGGCAAGGUCCCUACCUUCGAGGGCGCUGACGGCUUCGUCCUCACUGAGUGCAUGGCCAUCGCUGUCUACCUUGCUUCGCAAAACGAGAAGACCAGCCUUCUUGGUAAGACCAAGCAGGACUACGCCACCAUCCUGCGAUGGAUGUCCUUUGCCAACACUGAGGUCCUCCCUCCUCUCGGCGGCUGGUUCCGCCCUAUCCUCGGUCGCGACCCUUACAACAAGAAGAACGUCGAGGACUCCCAGAAGGCCGCCCUCAGGGCCAUCCACGUCAUCGAGGAGCACCUUCUCACACACACCUACCUUGUCGGUGAGCGUCUGACUCUUGCCGAUAUCUUUGCCACCAGCAUCAUUGCCCGUGGCUUCCAGUACUUCUUCGACAAGCAGUGGCGUGACUCCAACCCCAACGUUACCCGUUGGUACGAGACCGUCUACAACCAGGCCAGCUACUCAGCUGUUGCCCCCAAGCUCGAGUUCAUUACCGAGGCCUUGAAGAACGUCGCACCCAAGAAGGAGGGUGGCGAGAAGAAGAAGGAGCAGCCCAAGGCCGCCCCCAAGCCCAAGGCUGAGGAGCCUGAGGAGGAGGAGGAGGCCCCUAAGCCCAAGGCUAAGCACCCUCUCGAGGCUCUGCCAAGGGCCACCUUCGUUCUUGACGACUGGAAGCGCAAGUACUCCAACGAGGAGACCCGCGAGGUUGCCCUCCCCUGGUUCUGGGAGAACGCCAACUUCGAGGAGUACUCCCUAUACAAGGUCGACUACAAGUACAACGAUGAGCUGACCCUCACCUUCAUGACCUCCAACUUGAUUGGUGGUUUCUUCGCUCGCCUUGAGGCCAGCCGCAAGUACCUCUUCGGAGCUUGCUCUGUAUACGGCCAGUCCAACGACUCCGUUGUCACCGGAGCCUUCCUUGUCCGCGGUCAGGAGGCUCUCCCUGCUUUCGAUGUCGCUCCCGACUUCGAGAGCUACGAGUUCACCAAGCUCGACCCCACCAAGGAGGAAGACCGUGAGUUCGUCAACGACCAGUGGGCAUGGGACAAGCCCAUCACCGUCAACGGCAAGACCAUGGAGUGGGCCGACGGCGGUGGACCAAGCGAAGACAAUGUCACUGGUUUUCUUGUACGUUCAACAGCCACAAAUUGGGCGAAAAACUCGGUCAUUGCUGUAGACGCAGGAUCUCAUCUUGCAUCCAUCACCAACAUUCUGGCGAAAGACUUUCCGCUCGUCUCUGACCCAGACCCGCCUCUACAAAAUCCUCGAAACAGUAAUGGUGCCGCUACUGCUGACCAGACCGAUUCCCCAUCCCCGGGCACGACGCAUGUUACCCCUUCGGAUGAUGAAUCCGACGUCCAUACACCCAUGUCGGAGAGUGAGAUGUCGGUUACCAUAACGACACUAGAGAAGGGUUCUUUUGCUGGACUACCGUUUCCUUGCCAGAGUGCUAGGGCGAAUGCGCUGCACAUUAUGAGAGAGCAUGUGUCGACGUACCUCAUCACGCAUCCACAUUUAGACCAUCUCUCGGGCUUUGUGAUAAACACAGCAGCUUUCCACAAUACGUCGCGACCAAAGCGUUUAGCUGCAUUGCCCUUUACAGUCAACGCUAUCAAAACCCAUAUCUUCAACAACAUCAUUUGGCCCAAUCUCACAGAUGAAGAUGGCGGGGUUGGCCUUGUGACUUUCCAGAGGCUUGCAGAGGGUGGGAAUAUUGCACUAGGCGAAGGAAGCUCAAGAGGUUAUAUCGAAGUUUGCGAUGGUCUUGGUGUCAAAGGGUUUAAAGUAAGCCAUGGACACUGCAUGCAAGGAGCGGGCCACGUGCAUCGCGGUUCAACUAUUAACCUCCUGGAGACACCAGGUGCUCAACAAGUAGAUGGGCAUGACGGCCGUUCUAUGAGCAUACCUGGUGGAAUGCACAGUACUCCAGGCACACCAAGUCUUAACGGAGGUACCGAACUAAGCCGACGAGCCAGUGGCAUGACGGUCGCGCAACCACAACAGUCAAUCAGAGACGAGUGUGUCAUUGAUUCAACAGCCUACUUCAUCCGUGCAGAAUCUACACUUACAACGCCCAAACGUGAGAUUCUCAUCUUUGGCGACGUAGAGCCAGACUCUUUAUCUCUCACCCCACGUAAUGCUCAGAUAUGGAGCGAAGCCGCUCCUAAAAUAGCCGCAGGCAUCCUGAGGGGAAUAUUCAUCGAAGUGUCAUAUACCAACGCACGAGGCGACGCAGUCCUCUUCGGGCAUUUGGCGCCUCGCCACUUGCUAGAAGAGCUCAUUGUCCUCGCCGAGAUGGUACGAGAGAAGAAAAGAGCACACGAACGAGGCAAAGAAGAGCUACGCAUGAAAAAGAAGCGAAAACGAGCAAGCGGUCCGUUGCAACUCGACAGCCUCGCAUCUCCAGACGCACGCAAACCCAGAAUCAACUACAUGGGCGUCGGCAAAGGUAUCGAUUCCCCCAUCUCAGCAGUCAAUCCCCAGACGGACGACGAAGCGCUAUCAGACUUCCCCGCCUCAAGAGGCGACACGGGAACGCACACUCCGAACCCCGCAGCAUUCGCACCAGACCCCAACGGCAAUAGUAGUAACGAACCCAACGCUGCUGCCACUGGCCCUCACGCCUCCUCCCACCCUUCCGCCCCCGCAGCCAUGAACCUCACAAGCGUCUCAGCAGAACACAGCCGCGCCAUGCUCUCCGCGGCCUUUGACUCACCGCUCAAGGGCCUCAAAGUCGUCAUUAUACACGUCAAAGAUACGUUUGCAGAUGGGCCGCUCGUCGGCGACACGAUUCUGAGUGAGUUGCGCCAAGGCGAGGUGGCGUUGCAGGAACAGGGCAAGGGCUUGGGGUGUUUGUUUGAAGUUAGUCGGUCCGGGGAGAGUUAUUGGUUUUGA
Messenger RNA from Bipolaris victoriae FI3, 3030 nucleotides. RefSeq lists its product as hypothetical. Gene Ontology annotation, biological process: cAMP catabolic process; translational elongation. Gene Ontology annotation, cellular component: nucleus; cytoplasm. NCBI's taxonomy places the organism in Eukaryota, Fungi, Ascomycota, Dothideomycetes, Pleosporales, Pleosporaceae. Gene Ontology annotation, molecular function: 3',5'-cyclic-AMP phosphodiesterase activity; translation elongation factor activity. The coding region runs from base 1 to 3030 and encodes 1009 amino acids. The transcript is spliced from 5 exons. The record is from RefSeq and is a predicted model, not a curated record.